Molecule: messenger RNA, 660 nt
Organism: Anisakis simplex (herring worm)
Lineage: Eukaryota; Metazoa; Nematoda; Chromadorea; Rhabditida; Anisakidae
Source: the annotation of a GenBank genome assembly
AUGUUUCUCAUCAAUCGCUUGAUACGGCCUUUAAUUGGUCCUUUAUUCGGUCUGAUAGUUUUGAGCACCUCAUUAUUCGGUGCUUAUAUAAUCACGCUGUUGUUGCCGCUGUUGUUGUUCGGUACAGCACAGACAUGGAGAGCCGUGCUAGAUCGGGCCGUCAGCUUUUGGAUGAUCGUUCCCGUGACAUUAUUGGAGCACUUAUUUGGUGUGAAAUUCAAAGUGACUGGUGAUUCAAUAGAUAUGCAUAAACCAGCCAUAGUGAUCAUGAACCAUCGAACACGAAUCGAUUGGAUGUACUUUUGGGUGGCACUCUACAAGAUUAAUCCGUGGCUGAUUAGUACCAGUAAAAUAGCGUUGAAAGAAGAGCUAAGAAAAAUUCCUGGAGCAGGAUUUGGAAUGGCCGCGACUCAUUUUAUAUUCAUGCGACGGCAAGUGGAUGAGGAUAGAAGGCGAUUGACUGAUGCGAUUGACUAUUACAUUGAUAUGAGACGCAAUUAUCAAAUUCUUUUAUUCCCUGAAGGUACUGACAAGAGUGCUUGGACAACACGUAAAAGUGAUGAAUAUGCGAAAAAGAAAGGCUUGAAGCAACUGGAUUAUGUUAUAUAUCCUCGAGUGGCUGGCUUUACACAUCUGAUCAACAGAAUGCGACAACGUUAG